UUGCUGGAGGGUUUGUGUCGUCGCAGUUGGAGCUGUAGGGGGUUUGCCACAGCCAGGCUCAAGUUGAGCUUCACAGGAUUACGGGCUUGAGUUUAUCGUAAUGGCCGAUCGGCAGCUGGAGGCCAGUAGCAGUGCAGCGCCACGAGCGGGACGGAAAAUGCCGCCUCCUUUCAAGGGGCCUAGUCCUCCAGGAGAAGGGAAGAAGAUGGCCCGGAAAUCACCGGCGCAGCUCAUAGCUCACUACACGGCCAAAGGGAUGGACGAGAAGGCGGCAUCAGAGAAGGUGAUUGAGGACCUCCAGAAGGCGCUGGCGUUUUCAUUCCAGAGCUAUCCUAUGCAGAAGAUGAUGGUGAUGGACAAGCAGUUGAGGACCAACAUGGACUUGUUCACUCAACGGCUUUCAGUUAUCGAGCAAAAGGUGGAUUCAAAACCAACCCUACGGACAGUAUUUGGAGCUGGAGUGGCUGCAGGAGGUCUGCUUAGGGUUAUGUUCGACGGAGUACCUCAUUUAAUGCAAGCAGUGGCUCGGAUUAGAAACGAUGCCGCAUCGGCCACAUCAAGUUCAAAAAUUUAGCUUAGUUUUUACAUUCUUUUAAUACACAGUAGAUAUGAUCACAGCAGGGCUCAAAUGCUAGGGUUAGUAGUCAACAUGUCGGAGUGAUUGCACGAUGGAGUUUCAUCGACUGGGGCCCAACUGGUCAGGUUGCUCCAACAGGAUGCACGAUGCGUGUUGGAGGGUAUGUGCAAGGUUUUGCUCAUCAGGUUAACGAUGCGCAACUUAGUAUUUUACGAGAGCUUUUGUUUCUUCUUAGUCGAUGGUUUCUGUGUUUGACGUUAUUCUUGUUACAAGUGACUGUGAAGGUACAACUAUAAUGCAUUGUUUGGUGGGGUACACUUUACCGAGAUACGUGUAAAGCCAAGCCGCACGAGAUAAAUUGAUGGCAUGA
Messenger RNA from Physcomitrium patens, 947 nucleotides. RefSeq lists its product as uncharacterized. The record is from RefSeq and is a predicted model, not a curated record. Lineage: Eukaryota; Viridiplantae; Streptophyta; Bryopsida; Funariales; Funariaceae.